Messenger RNA from Leptopilina heterotoma, 465 nucleotides. Its product is annotated as DNA-dependent metalloprotease dvc-1-like. Gene Ontology annotation, biological process: DNA damage response. Gene Ontology annotation, molecular function: single-stranded DNA binding; polyubiquitin modification-dependent protein binding; metalloendopeptidase activity. Lineage: Eukaryota; Metazoa; Arthropoda; Insecta; Hymenoptera; Figitidae. Gene Ontology annotation, cellular component: nucleus. The record is from RefSeq and is a predicted model, not a curated record. The transcript is spliced from 2 exons. The coding region runs from base 1 to 465 and encodes 154 amino acids.
AUGAGCGGUAGAGUAACUAGAUCGCAGAAACAACCCUUGGAGACAGGGUUGAAAUUAUUUCAGCGCAAACGGGCUACGGACGGGCGUCCUGAUCUAAAAGGACUGUAUGACCAUUUGGACGAGAUCUAUUUUAAUAAUGAGCUCGCAAAUGCGGGCUACACGUUUCACUGGGGGCCGAAAAUGCCAUCCGCUUCGGGGUGCACGGAUUUGCCUAGGCGCGAGGUGCGCAUAAACUGGAAAAUACACAAGUUGCUUCCUGAAGAAGAUCUGAUCGGGACCAUGCUGCACGAGAUGAUACACGUGAAGCUAUUCCGGGAGAGGAAGGAUUUCGAUAGCCUGAAUCACACUGAGGUAUUCCAAAGGGAAGUGGACCGUAUCAACGCUAUUGGACCCUAUCGAGCGGACAUUAUUCACCAUCUUCCACAGAGGGUGACUAAUCAAUUAUAUUAUAUUAUAUUAUAUUAA